GUGUCCUUACCUAUUAAUCGUAAUAGACAGAACGGAAAUGUACAGAAAAAAAACUAUAGUUUGACGUGGCAAUCGUGACAACUUAUCAAAAUAUAAUGUUUCCGAUCUAUUUAAAACUGUAAAUAAUAAAUAGGCAAAAAUAGAACAUUUCAAAAAUUACAUAAUAGAUUUGAGUGUUAUUCGUAAUUGAACUUUAUAUUCUCAUAAAUGGGAAUUGAAUUGGGUACGUUACGAACUAAAGGCAUUGGCCUUGAGGCGGACGAAAAACCGAGUUUCGAUACUUUUGUUGGCUUCACUUACAAACGGAAGGAGCGGCCUAUACAGCCAUGCGAGGCGCACUUGCAAUCCGCGCGCAUACCCCCAAAGUACCGUGACUACUGCGCUCACUUACUGUUGGAGUACCAGGUGUGCCGGUACAAGUAUUUCCCCUUUGUGUUCCUAUGCCACCACGAGCGACACCACUACCUCAACUGUGAGAUGGAAGACUACGUGCUACGAAUGAAGGAGUUCGAACGCGAACGCAGAUUAAGGGAGAGAGAGAUUAGAGUGCGGAAGAAACUAGAGCAGUGUGAAACAAUGCAAAAACAAGACCCUCCGGAAUGCAAAUGAAAUCAAUGCCAACGAAAUAUUUGUAAAAAUGUUGGUUUAUUUAAAUACACGUUUUGUUCGAUACUUGUUA
This is a messenger RNA of Pectinophora gossypiella (pink bollworm), 679 nucleotides long. Its product is annotated as NADH dehydrogenase [ubiquinone] 1 beta subcomplex subunit 7-like. The record is from RefSeq and is a predicted model, not a curated record. Bases 208 to 609 code for a protein of 133 amino acids. The transcript has a single exon. Gene Ontology annotation, cellular component: mitochondrion. Lineage: Eukaryota; Metazoa; Arthropoda; Insecta; Lepidoptera; Gelechiidae.